UUAUACCAUGUACCAAACGGCCCCAUUUUCGCUUCCCUCCAACUUAUUUGAACUCUGUAAAUGUUCCCUCCCUCUAUCUUCCUUAGACAGCCAAUAUACCCUAAACUCAUUCCCCAAAUAAAUCACAAGAUUCCAAAUCCUUCAUUCUCAUCAGUGCACCACCGUCUCUGUGCUGCCACCAUUGCCGACCACGCCAGGUAUCUCAUCUCUCUAUCUUUGUUUUCUACGCUACACCAUAGCCAGAUUUAACUCAAGGUAUUAGUUUGGGUAGAACCCAGUAGGAAAUAAAAGGAUUUAAGUUUUCCAGUUUUUUAAGCGUCUCUUCAUUUUCUUAGAUCUAUCCCCUUCCCAACCCCUUUUCACGUUUCAAAAUUACUCCUUACGUUAUUCAUAUUUUAAGGAGAUAUGAGUAUGAGGAUUCAUGUAGUUAAUAAAUUUCUUAGUUGGCUCAUUAAAAUGUGUAUCCACUCUCUCUUUUCGUAAUGGGUUUGUUGUGGUUCUCUUUUUCUUUCUUUUUCUCUUACGAACUUUUUAUUGCAUUCAAUUAGCUUUGUAGUUAUUAUUCAAAUUAAAGAAACUUUAUAGGCAGGAAAUCCUAAAACUAAUAAGGGCUCAUUUGGUUGGAAACAACUUAUCCCGGGAUUAGUUAUUCCACCCUCAAGGUGGGAUAAAAAAACACUAUAAUACCGGGAUAACUAAUUCCGGGAUUAGUUAUCCCGAGUUUUUUUUCCAACCAAACGUGAGAUAAGGCGACACUAAUUUUUAUCCCAGGACUAUUUUUGCUUAUCCAUCAUACCAAACGAGCCCAUAGUGUUUUGUAAUUAAUUUCGUAAAACAUUUAGGCCUUUUGAGUAUAGGUUUUGGGAUAAUAUGUCGAGUUGUAAAUGUUCUGUAUUGAGUGAAUUAUUAUUACAUGUUGGUCGGAAAUAGAUAAAGUGAUUGAAACAAGAGAAACUAUUUUUAAUUUAUCUGGGAAUAGUUCUGUUAGAUUUAUGCUUUCAUGAAAUUUUGGAGAUAGAUAGAUUGAAGACCUUUGAAGAAUUUGGUGGUUGUGUUUGUCAUUUAUUGUGGUAUAUUUUCUUUUAUGUAUUUUUCCAUUCAUAUUUUCAAAUGCAAAGUCUAGAGGUGAGGGUGAGGUACGUAUUUACUGUCAUUGCAGAAGUAUUAUUCUCCUUAGUACUGUGGCCCAUUACCUAUACCUUUUGCAAGGACAAAUAAUAAAAUGUGAUUUACUUGUAAAGUGACAGUUUCAGAAGAAAAGUUCCUUGUCCGCAAGUGGGGAUACAUCUACCAACGGUUGGUGCUCAGUUUGAACUUUGUUUCCCAAGAUCCUGAGCCGUAACAUCCUCCAGCAACUUUGCCUGAACCUUGAUUUUCAGUCAGGCUUGAUUCUUUGUCAGUGCUUGGAAAUUUAGUCAACAAUGCAGCUCUAUCUCCCUGGACUUACAAUAAUGUGCCUGGUUUCAGCUUGUCAUAUAUGACAAAAGAUCAUCCAGGAUUGUCAGUUGGAAAAGUUACCCAAAAUCGCAGUAGUAGUAGUAAUGAAAGCGUCCCUAAGAUUUGUACAACUAAGAAAACUAACGAUCAAGGGAAGGAGCAAAAUAAGAAGCAACGGAGAGUUAUGCCAGACUUUGCUCGGGUGUGCAGGUUCAUCCACAGUGUCUUUGAUCCAAGUGCAAAUGCCAUUUCGAUUAUACAAUGUUAUUGGAAAUACUCUAGUCCCUCACAGUCCUACAGUAGUGAAGUCCGAUAAUUUGAUUUGUGAAAUAUUUCAAUAGAUGAUGAAGAGUUGGGAAAAUCAUUUGAAGAAAUUAAUCGAUAGGAUUAGUUAUAUAAUGACAUUAGUUCCUUAUUUCAAACAAUAUAAUUUUAUUCUUUCACGUUGUUGUGACAUAAUUUUUUGGAUUAAUACUUCCUUUUUUUGUUCAGAUUUGAUAAGAUAUAUUUUAUUUUAUGAAUUAAUAGUAAUCUGUCUUUUAGUAAUUGCCAAACUUCGUUGCCACUA
Messenger RNA from Lycium ferocissimum, 2005 nucleotides. RefSeq names its product protein REVEILLE 6-like. The record is from RefSeq and is a predicted model, not a curated record. The transcript is spliced from 5 exons. The coding region runs from base 1478 to 1753 and encodes 91 amino acids. Lineage: Eukaryota; Viridiplantae; Streptophyta; Magnoliopsida; Solanales; Solanaceae.